Cokeromyces recurvatus is the source of this 660-nucleotide messenger RNA. RefSeq lists its product as uncharacterized. The transcript has a single exon. Bases 52 to 627 code for a protein of 191 amino acids. The record is from RefSeq and is a predicted model, not a curated record. Lineage: Eukaryota; Fungi; Mucoromycota; Mucoromycetes; Mucorales; Mucoraceae.
CAAAUUUAAUAUUUUAUAUAUUUAUCUGUUCUUUUCUUAUUAAAAUUUAUUAUGUCUUCAUUUAAAUUUUUCUCUUUAACACCAGAAGAAGAAGAAGAAGAAGGAAGCUCUUACAGUAUUUCUCAAUUAUUAAUAGAAGAAGAGGAUACAUGCAUUUCUUGGAUUGAUGACUCAGAAUGCCAAGAAAACCUAUUUCAAAUUAUUUCUCUUACUCCAGAAGUAGCUAUAAUUGAUAAAGAAAAUCAUAUUGUUCACUCUUCAUAUUCGUUCUUUUUUAAAGAAUUAGGCUAUUUUACCGAAGAACCUGAACCAAUUGACCCAAGUUAUGAUUAUGAACUAGAAGCAAAAAAUUUUCUUCUUCAACGAGAUAAACAAACUCGUAAGAAGCACAUCUGUCUUUCACGUAUACCUUCUCUAGAAUAUGGUUGUCCUAGAUCAGGCCUAUCUUCUUCUUCUUCUUCAGUACAUCAUGAAUCUCAAUUAGUGGAUAUUCAAUCACCUUAUUUUAUGGGAGUAUUAUCCUACCCUUCUUCUUCUUCUUCUUCUUCUUCUACUGCUACUAAUAAUAACUACCAUUUAGACACUAAAUGUCACCCUUAUCAAUACCGUUCAAAUAGAGUAUCUUAGAAGAAGAGGAAAAUAUAUACAUCUACAUCUACA